Molecule: messenger RNA, 3078 nt
Organism: Vigna angularis (adzuki bean)
Lineage: Eukaryota; Viridiplantae; Streptophyta; Magnoliopsida; Fabales; Fabaceae
Product: UDP-glycosyltransferase 708D1
Exons: 2
Coding region: 112-1554 (480 amino acids)
Molecular function (GO): UDP-glycosyltransferase activity
Source: RefSeq, a predicted model, not a curated record
AUGAAACACGGACAACCGAGGACAACGACCAUUCUCCCUUUUCAAACAGGAGCCAUAAACUUCUACUUCUUGUUCUCUUUCUUUAUCAACACUUCAUUCAUUCCAUAAACAAUGUCUGCUUCUGAAGCAGUUGUUCAUGUGGGUUUCCUCCCUAGUGCUGGCAUGGGUCACCUCAACCCAUGUCUCAGACUAGCCGCAGUGUUCCUCCGCCAAGGUUGUAAAGUCACUCUCAUCACUCCCAAACCCACUGUAUCCAUGGCUGAAUCAGACCUCAUAACCCGCUUUUGUUCUUCUUUCCCUCAUCAAGUAACUCAAGUUGACUUCAACCCCGUUCCAUUGGAUCCAACCACAGUUUCCACCAACAUUGACCCUUUUUACCUUCAGUUUCAAACCAUUCGUCAUUCCAUUCACCUUCUACUUCCAAUCCUAUCUUCACUCGCAACACCACUUUCUGCUUUCAUAUACAAUGUUUCCUUAAUCUCCGCUGUAGUCUCAAUUUCUGACAAACUCUCUUGUCCCAGUUACAUUUACUUCACCUCUUCAGCUAGAAUGUUGUCUUUCAUUGCAUGCGUUUCUGUUCUUGCUGAUUCCGAUCCAGCUGCACAACCGCACCCUUCUAGGUUCAUUGGUGAUGCUGUUCAAGUCCCGGGCUUCACAUCACCGAUACCAAGAUCCUCGGUCCCUCAAGCUUUUCUUCUUGAAGGUAGCAACUCCUUUCAGAGAAUGAUCAUGGAGGACAGUCGAAACCUCACGAAGCUCGAUGGGGUUUUGAUAAACUCGUUUGAGGAACUGGAAGGAGAGGCACUAGCAGCUUUGAAUGAAGGAAAAGUGGUUAGAGGGUUGCCUCCGGUGUAUGGAAUCGGUCCCUUAAUGGCCUGUGAGUUUGAGAAUGUGAAUGAAGGUCAAAAGAAUGGCAUGAGUUGGAUACUGGAAUGGCUUGAUGAACAAGCUGAAGGGUCGGUGGUGUAUGUUAGCUUGGGGAGCAGAACUGAGACGAGGAGGGAGCAGAUAAAGGACACGGCUUUGGGGUUAAUAGAAUGUGGGUAUAGUUUUUUGUGGGUGGUGAAAUUGAAGAGGGUUGACAGAGAAGAGGAUGAGGGUUUGGAGGAUGUGUUAGGGAGUGAGUUGAUGGGUAAAGUGAAGGAAAGGGGUGUGGUUGUGAAGGAAUAUGUGAAUCAGAUGAAGAUUCUGGGGCACCCUGCAGUGGGGGGGUUUGUGAGUCAUGGAGGUUGGAACUCAAUAACUGAGACCUUGUCGGAAGGAGUGCCUAUUCUGACAUGGCCUCAGUAUGGAGAUCAGAAGAUGACCUCAGAAGCCAUAAAGAUGAGUGGGGUUGGGAUUUGGGCUGAGGAAUGGGGGUGGGGGACACAAAAGGUGGUGGAAGGGAAGGAGAUUGCUAAGAAAAUCAAAGAGAUGAUGACCGAUGAGUCUUUGAGAGUCAAAGCAGGAGAAAUGAAGGAGGCAGCAAGGAAGGCUUGUGGUGUUGGUGGGAGUUGUGAGCUUAUUAUUAAGAGAUUAAUUGAGGAGUGGAAGAGGAAUGCUCAAGUCAACUGAGCAUUGCAUUCACUACUAUUGUGCCUAAGGAUUCUGAGAGAGAGAGUAUUGGUUUGGGAGUGAUGAAGGUGACUUUACAACCAUAAUGGAGAAACAAUGUUGCUAUUCUGGGAAAUGGGGAGAGGUGAACCAGGCCAGCUCUUGGAGGGAAAGUCGCCUGAACAACAGGUUCAGAAGCUGAGAUUCUUUUCUGUCUGUAACUCAUUUAGCCAGCUCUAUAGGAUUAACUAACAACAAUAAUGGUAGUGUUAAUUCUUCAAAGGAAAAUACAUCUAUGAAUGAAAUUUUUCUCAGCUUAAAUAUAUUUUUAGGAGUUUACUUUCUUUGCGAAGAUUUUCUUAAUAGUAAAUAACGACAAACAGAAACUAGAAACUUUAAAAAGACUCUAAAUAGAAAACAUCUUGUUUAUUCAUUAUUUAUAGCUCAGUACAUGGAACUGAACUUGAGAAUAAUCUUGUACGAAAAGUGCAAGAUGUGCCAUACACUUUACUCAUUAAGAUUUUGAUAUAAUUCAACAUUUAUUAUUGAACCUUUUGGAACUGCACUUUGUAUGGCUCAGAAGUUAGAGCUAAACGCUUGCCAUAUUGGUCCUGAUAUAUUCCAAUAUCACUGCAUGGAUAAUUGCAAUAAUUGCACACACUUGGACAAUAAACCAUCUUGUAAGCAUCCUCGUACUUCUCAAUCUUGAACCAAUUGCUGAUGGUUUGAGAGCCAGGGUUGCCCAAAGAACCACCGGUUGUGAGAAACCACUGUGAUGUUGAAUAAUCAUAGUCCUUAAGCUUCCACACUGUGGACUGUGGACAAGUUGUGUAGGUGGAGAAAUAGAUGUUGAGAUCAGUGGAAACGCGAAUGACACCUUUCUUAUCAUUAACAGGAAGAAAGCUCAAUUGGAGGCCUUGGUAACCAUCAACAGCUACAACAUCAAGAGGGCAAUCUUGACCUGUGGUUGAGAGAGCAAGGCCACCUACAUCAGCGGAUGCUGGAACAAUGUAGUAAUUCUCACCAGCUCUCACCUUCUUUCCUGAUGUGUCCACAAUUUGCUCUGGUGCAGCACCUGCUUCCCCAAGUAAUGCCUUUGUGCUCAAGGCAACCACUAGGAUCAAUGCUACCAAUGUCAUCUUCAUUUUUCCCUGUUUAACUUUUUCUUCUUGUAACUCCUGUGAGAUGGAUAUGAAAGAAGGGUGAGAUUUACCUUUAUAUAAGUCGGGGAUGGAUCUAAAUCUAUGUACCCAUUUGCACCAAAGUCCUGGAUUUCUUCUCUUACAAUUGGCCUAUAUAGAGUCGAUUUUGUCAAAAGAAUUGUGUAGUUCACAAUGCUGUGGUUGGCAAGAUUUAUACGUUUCUGAAGUUAUAAUUUGGUUUAUACUCACUCUUCUAGAGCCUAACUUCUUGUACCAUGUUUAAGACUUGAGUGAAAGUGCUUCGUUUGUUUAGGAUGUAAAGCAAAAAGAAGCACAUAGAUUAGUGUAUUUCCAUCUUUUAAGCUCUGUAUUGUGAGAUUAAUGAAUAUCCUGUUUUUCUCUC